This is a messenger RNA of Mesorhabditis spiculigera, 1440 nucleotides long. Lineage: Eukaryota; Metazoa; Nematoda; Chromadorea; Rhabditida; Rhabditidae. The record is from the annotation of a GenBank genome assembly.
AUGAAGGAGGAACACGGGCCCACCAUCGCAGCGCUCUCCAUGCUGCAGCUGCCACAACUGCCGGGAUCCUGGUUUUACGAGGUUGGCGGCUCGGACGACUCGUCGACCUCUCCUUCGCAAACGGGUGAUGACGACUUGGCGGCGGCAUUCGGAAACGGGAUGAAGUCUAUGCUGAACGCCCGCACCAUCACCGAGACCGUCGAAGUCCCCAGCAGCGAGCAUGUCGCCGAGAUUGUGGGCCGUCAGGGAUGCAAGAUCAAGGCGCUGCGGGCGAAGACCAACACCUAUAUCAAAACACCAGUGCGCGGCGAGGAGCCAGUGUUCAUGAUCACUGGUCGCUCAGAAGAUGUGAUCGAGGCGAAACGAGAGAUCGAAUGCGCCGCCGAGCACUUUACCCAGAUCCGCGCCAGUCGACGUCACUCACAAGGCGGUGCACCCGCUCCUGGCCACGUCACAGCAUACGUCCGUGUCCCUCUUCGAGUCGUCGGUCUGGUAGUGGGUCCGAAGGGAGCCACCAUCAAGCGCAUUCAACAAGACACCCACACCUACAUCAUCACACCCAGCCGUGAACGAGAGCCGAUUUUUGAGGUUACCGGCCUGCCACAAAAUGUUGAGGCUGCCCGCAAGGAGAUUGAGCAGCACAUUUAUCAGCGCACUGGCAACAUGCCAAUCACCGACCCCCAUGCUCCACUCUCCAACUACAAUGAGCUUCAGAAUACCACCAACCCAUCGAUCGGCUACUCGUCUCUGUCAGCUGCCGCCUCUGUCGCCGCCCGGUCAAGCUACGGUAGCCUGGCCGCCACAUCGGCCCUACGCCGUCAGGAAAUCAAUUCCCACGACUUCAGCCGACAGCAACAGCAGCAGGAGUAUUUCGGGAAUCGCAGCAUGAUGCCAAUGAUGAUGCCACAGAACCCGCAUUCACAACAACUCUCUGUCGCCAUCGGGCCUUACGGUCCCAACAAGAUGUUGGGUGCCUCCUCGCCGUUUUCCGCAGCUCCCCAGCCCCCGAACAUGCAAUCCGCCCUCGGCAACAACACCUUUGGUGGCAACGCAUCGCAGCAAUACCGUCAGUGGAGCAGCGCCUAUUUUGACUCCGAAAACCAGGCUCCUGGCCUUUUCGGCCAAAACAUUGGCUCGGUGCAGCAGGCUCUUGGCAGUCUCUCCCUAUCGACGAACGGAUACAAGACCCGUCCCACCUGGCCCCCUGUCGCCGCAAACAUGACCAACGAAGAGCCGCUGCCCUCCUUCGUCACCCAGCGCGACGAGGGACUCGGUGAUUCGCCCCCAAGCCUCUCCGUCGACUCUUAUCAUCUGAUGUCGUCGAUCUGGUCCGAAUUGGACACGCCCAAGGAAUACCCGAUGGCCAGCCGUUGCUCCGGACUUGCCGCCGCUGCGGCCCCGUUCGAUGCUCACACCGCCUACUCCUCGGGCAUCUCGCAA